CGGAACGUCAACAUUACGGUCACGAAAUCCGGACGAAAUCUCCUACUGUGGCUCUUAUUAAGAUCAUAACAGAUCAAUCAUGUCGCUUGCACAAGGAGCUCCCCUUUUAUCAAGACUGGUGUCGUCAUCUGUUGCCAUUGCAAGCCAAGCAGGGCAUGUUAUACGAGAAGUCAUGAAGAAGGGAGACCUGGGCAUUGUGGAGAAAGAGAGUGUACGAGAUCUUCAGACAGAAGCUGAUCGUGCUGCCCAACGAUGCAUCAUUAGUUCUCUUAAUAAAUGCUUCCCAAAGAUAACCAUAAUUGGUGAGGAAGGAGAAGAUGAGACGACGGUAGCAAGUGGAAGUAUUUUUGAUCCGUCAACUACAUCGUUGGUUGAUGUCACAUGCCCACCUCACUUGUCGUCUAUGGCAGAAGAGGAGGUUGUAGUUUGGGUAGAUCCUUUAGAUGGCACUGCAGAGUACACACAAGAGAAAGCAUUAACUGGAUAUUACUUUAUCUGCUUCUUAUGCAACCUACUGUUCAUCGUCUUGUCCACCUCUGGCAGUUAAACUACCCUGAUAUAUAUAUGUUC
Molecule: messenger RNA, 570 nt
Organism: Penaeus vannamei (Pacific white shrimp)
Lineage: Eukaryota; Metazoa; Arthropoda; Malacostraca; Decapoda; Penaeidae
Source: RefSeq, a predicted model, not a curated record